Molecule: messenger RNA, 564 nt
Organism: Trichoderma citrinoviride
Lineage: Eukaryota; Fungi; Ascomycota; Sordariomycetes; Hypocreales; Hypocreaceae
Exons: 5
Coding region: 1-564 (187 amino acids)
Biological process (GO): protein peptidyl-prolyl isomerization
Molecular function (GO): peptidyl-prolyl cis-trans isomerase activity
Source: RefSeq, a predicted model, not a curated record
AUGAAGGCCGCCCUGCUCCUCUCCGCCCUGGCCUCCUGCGCCAUUGGCCUCGUCGCCGCCGAGGACCUCAAGAUCGAAGUCACCCACCCCGUCGAGUGCGAGCGCAAGUCCCAAAAGGGCGACAAGCUGUCCAUGCACUACCGCGGCACGCUGGCCAGCAACGGCGAGAAGUUUGAUGCCAGCUACGAUCGUAACCAGCCAUUCAACUUCAAGUUGGGCGCCGGCCAGGUGAUCAAGGGAUGGGAUCAGGGUCUCCUUGACAUGUGCAUUGGCGAGAAGAGGACUCUCACGAUCCCUCCCGAGCUGGGCUACGGCCAGCGCAACAUGGGCCCCAUUCCCGCCGGCUCAACCCUGAUCUUCGAGACCGAGCUCCUCGGCAUCGACGGCGUCAAGGCCCCCGAGAAGAAGCCCGUCCCCGAGACGCCCAUCGUCGAGAAGCCCGCCGAGGAGGAAGAGGGCGUCGCCGAAAAGGCCGCCGAGGCAGCUGCCAGCGUCGUCUCCGAGGCUGUUGAUGCCGCCAAGACGGUCUUUGCCGACACCGAUGAGGGCCACGGGGAGCUGUAA